AGGGAGAAGGAGAGGGAGCAGCUUGCUGCCUUACGGAAACACCAUGAGGAAGAGAUUGAUCACCACAAGAAAGAGAUAGAGCGGCUGCAGAAGGAGAUCGAGCGUCAUAAGCAUAAGAUCAAGAAGCUGAAAGACGAUGACUAG
Molecule: messenger RNA, 144 nt
Organism: Pterocles gutturalis (yellow-throated sandgrouse)
Lineage: Eukaryota; Metazoa; Chordata; Aves; Pterocliformes; Pteroclidae
Gene: ATP5IF1
Product: ATPase inhibitory factor 1
Exons: 1
Source: RefSeq, a predicted model, not a curated record